Molecule: messenger RNA, 1826 nt
Organism: Cyprinus carpio (common carp)
Lineage: Eukaryota; Metazoa; Chordata; Actinopteri; Cypriniformes; Cyprinidae
Product: SH2 domain-containing protein 1B-like
Source: RefSeq, a predicted model, not a curated record
UGGAGCUAAACUCUGCAGAGCUAUGGCCCUCCAGGAGCUGGGUUUGGGGCUAGGCCAGUGGUUCCAAUGUCUCCCUCCUCUAUCACACCUGAUUCAACUCAUCAACUCAUUAGCUGAGACUGCAAGAUAUCCACCUUUAUCCUGAGUGUUUUUUAGCCUCAGACGGAAAGAUCCUCACUGUGUAUCAUAAUUUCUGAGUGGGGGCAUGAAGGAAGAUUCCUUUCACCAAGUAUCCUUUGAGCAAACAGCAGUGACUUGCGCUGACACAUCGCUCCUCGCACGUGCGAUGUGAAACAUGGAUCAUCCAGCGUAUCAUGGGCCGAUAAGCAAACAGAGAUGUGAGGAACUGCUCGGCAAGAAAGGACGGGAUGGAACAUACCUCAUUCGGGAAAGCGAGACCAUUCAGGGAGCUCUCUGCCUCUGUGUGUACAAACAAAAAGUGGUCUAUACUUAUAGGAUCUUCCAAACCCACACUGGAUACUUCACUCUACAGGUUAGCUCAGGUGUAGAGGAGAAGUUUUUCAAGACAGUUAAGGAACUUAUUGAUCAUUACAAGCAAAAGAAUCAAGGACUUGCAACACACUUAGGCUGUUCGCUGAAAAGAAAAACGCUGCAACCUCAGCCAUUGCAAUGUGCAGAACCACUAGUGUGUGAUGAGGAAAAUGAAUAUGAAAAUGUUGACUGCUCAGGGGACUAUGUUGUUGUUCUGCCAGACUGAUUUAGUCACAAUGUGACUUUCUGACUGGAUAACUGGAUCAGCUAAUAUGAACGAUAUAGAUGUGCUAUUACAGUUUCCGAGAACUUUCUGGCCAUAUUCACCUCAAAUAUGCGAAAUGCAUGUGGAUUCUUAUUACUUGAAUCACAUUUUAGCAUGGGUAUGUUUUUGUGCAUGGAAAAUGGAUAAAUUGAUGCUGUAAUGGUGCGAAUUGAAUGAAAGCCUGUUUCUGCUUUGGAAUAAAGAGGUCAUUGCUACUUUUCAUCUUACAUUUCAGAUGUUGUUUCUCAAAAAAACAAAGUUGCAAUUACCCUUUUCAUUUAUGUAUUUAUUUAUUUUAUUCUGUGGCAGAAAUAGGCUUUCAUAUUUUCAUUAAUUUGAAAAAUUAACAUAGUUUUCAGAAUGUCUUGGUAUUUGGGAUUGCUUUAAGGACAAAUGAUUUAAUGUACAGAAGAAUUCACAUGGUCAAUAUCACAUGUUUGAUUUAAUGUCCUAAAAAUAGUGCAAAAUAUUAAAUAUUGUUUAUUUAUUUGACAACAUUCUAGAAAUUCUAAAACUUGGUUUUAGAUUUGUUUAAUGUGGCCUCAAGACUUUUAAAGUCAUUGUUUGUCAUUGGCCAAUAAAGCCUUGUUGGUUGGAAUUGUAAUACUAAUCUGGAUGGGAGAGAAAUAUUAGGUUAGUAUUUUGAGUUUGAUGACCUAUUCAUAACUCAACGACAAGAAGAGAUUUUUCUAUUGUAUAUAUGUUUUUUUUUUUUUGUUAGAGAAUGUGUAUCUGUAUAUUGUAUGUGGAGUUUAUAAAAAUAGUCUAAUUUUGUUUUGAAUAAAAUCUAUAAUAAUGUAUGCUGUGUAAAUGUUAUGUUCCAUAUGAAUGGGUUGUCUUUAGGUUUUAACGUGUGUAUAUAUAUAUAUAUAUAUAUAUAUACCAUUUUUUUUUUUUUUUAACCACAACUUAUAAAUUAUAAAUAAAAUAGACUGGCUCACAUUGGACAGUAAAACAGUUUCCGUUAUGCUGUUCUAUGUGGUUAAAGACAGCAAGUGAUUUAGCUUGAUGUUACUAUCUGAAUUGAAGUUUGGUUGGCAUCUUUAAUAAAUCAAUUAAAAAAAAAAAA